CAGGUGGGCUGUGGCAACACUCUGGAAGCAAAACAAUGGGCACAUUUUGGAAGAGGCAGUGGAUCAAUUUGGUUAGAUGAUCUUCAGUGUACAGCAAUGGAGUCUUUAAUAACAGACUGUCCACAUUGGGAAAUAGGAUCCCACAACUGUGGUCAUCAUGAAGAUGCUGGUGUCAUUUGUGAAGCAAUCGGGGUGGCCUCUUGGGAUCAGGUACCAAACCCAUAGCCUCCAUGACUCUUUUCCACGGCGCCAACUAUUUACACAGCUACCCAGCAGGCCAGGUCACUCUGCCGCUGGGCUCUGCCUUACAUGUAGAAGUGUUGGUGGAUGAGUGAUCCAAGUUCUGCAGUUGUUCUGGAGGAUUGCUAUACCACUCACUCCUCAAACCCCGAUGACCCCAUCCGAGACUAUCUCAUUCGUUCCAGGUGUCCUUCUGCCUCUCGUCAUGUCCCGCCGUGCUCGUUUCUCUGCCCUGCUCUUUAAUCUCCAGAAUGAUCAGCCAAACCUCUUCCAUCACUGCACACUAUGCAUGUGUGACAAGAGGAUCCACAACUGUGUUCCACGCUGCAGACGAAGGACAUAUCGCUCUCCUGUCUACCAAGAUCCGAUCCAUUCCAUCACCAUUGGACCAAUCACGUUCAAGUGAAAAAUACAAUCCGGUAUCAGAGCAGAUGUCUCAGCACUGUGAUUUGUUUGGAAGUUAUGUUUCCUUUUUC
Messenger RNA from Cottoperca gobio, 716 nucleotides. Its product is annotated as uromodulin-like. The record is from RefSeq and is a predicted model, not a curated record. The transcript is spliced from 4 exons. Lineage: Eukaryota; Metazoa; Chordata; Actinopteri; Perciformes; Bovichtidae. The coding region runs from base 392 to 646 and encodes 84 amino acids.